Messenger RNA from Thamnophis sirtalis, 2901 nucleotides. RefSeq names its product spermatogenesis associated 2 (gene SPATA2). Gene Ontology annotation, cellular component: cytoplasm. Lineage: Eukaryota; Metazoa; Chordata; Lepidosauria; Squamata; Natricidae. The record is from RefSeq and is a predicted model, not a curated record. Gene Ontology annotation, biological process: regulation of necroptotic process; protein K63-linked deubiquitination; protein linear deubiquitination.
UCUUCCGGUCUGGCCAGUGUCGAAGGCGGCUGCUGGUCGGUGGUUUUUAGGUGGGCUGUUGCUGCCGGAUUCCUGCAGUUCGCAUGGUGGGAGAAACGAAGAGUCGGUGGGCGCGAAGCGAAGAGGGAGAACAGAGGCUCAGCUAAGCAGGAGGUCGGGUCCUGGCACCAGUCCUCGUAGACGUCGGGUAGAUUCGCCUUGAGCGUCAUUGGUUGCGGCUCCGGGUUGGUUUCGCUCUCCGCAUCCCCAAGGAAGAGAGUUACCCGUCCUCGGCUGUCCAGCGGUGAGAGAAUCUACUCUGCUCCUGUCUUACAUUGCCUGUUGAUCAGUGGGCUUCAAGAGAGCCAUGAAUGAGAUGAGAUAGCCGCCCACGAGCGUGCUUAAAUCCAACUCCAGAUGGAUACAAAAUACAAAGACGAAGCAUUUAGAAAAUAUGUACAGUUCCAUGAAUCUAAAUUGGAUACCUCUGACAGAAAGCAGUGCCCAAUUACCAAUCUACAAAUGGCAGCUUCAGCUUUACUCUGUUUUCCCAAGAUUGAUCCCUUUUAUAGAUUCCGGUUAAUUAAGUUUUAUGAAAUUGCUGAAAAUUCACUUCGGUCCUUGAGAGCUUCAAGUCUGCAUUCACUCCAGAAUGCAUUUGAAGUGCUAGAAUCAGUUGGAAUCAAUCUUUUUCUUUACCCCUGGAAGAAGGAAUUCAAAAAUAUAAAGACUUAUACAGGCCCUUUUGUUUAUUACGUAAAGUCUACAUUAUCCGACGAGAAUAUAAAACAGAUAUUAAACUUGAUGGGAUACGUUCAAGAACUUGGAACUAUGUAUAAACUCAAAGACCUGGUUGAUACCUUUCAAGUCAAGAUGGUAUCCUUUGAACUGUUUCUGGCCAAAACAGAAUGUGAACAGUUGAUCGAAAUUCACUUGCAGGUGAAGGAAAAAGGUUAUUCCGAACUUGACAUUGUGAAGGAGAGAAAAAAUAGCAACGAUGAUGUUCGUAGCUGUUCGGAUGCCUUGAAACGCCGUGCUGAAUGCAAAGAAAAUCUAAACACUUCCAUGUCACGAAUGGUCCUUCAGAAAUCUGCCAGUGAAAGAGGCUCUAAAGAUUAUUUCAAGCCCAAAGUUAGCAAACCUUCUAAAUCAGUGGACACGUAUGAUAAUUACUUGGAUAGUAAGAAGCCACCUUUGAUGGCAUCGCUGAGUUUCCGGAAAGAGCCCAUUUUGGUUGAUACUGAAGAUGACAUCAAAGAUGAAAUAAUUCGACCAUCGCCAUCCCUCCUAGCCAUGUCCAGUUCUCCACAUGGAUGCACUGAGGAAUAUUUACCAAUUUCAUCCCACACCAAUGGCAUAUUAAGAACAGGUAUGCCAUUCGGUACUUACUAUUCCCCUCAAGAUGAUUUAGAUUUAUAUACCGACCCUGAUUCUAGGAGCGUGUUUAAAAGACAAGAAUCCUCUAAACAUGACGUCUGGCUGCUAAAAAAUGACGCCAAUCCAAGUUACCAUAAACGUACACAUCUAGCCAAAGAGACCUCUUCCCUUAAGUGCCAAACUUGCGGAUUGUCUUGCGGCACCUCCAUUUGCCAAAAAUGUGACAGUGUGCUCAUCUGCAGACAAGAAUAUCCAGCAAUAAAACAAAGCAACUAUUCACUCAAAUCACUGUCAGGUGAAAGUACAUCCGGAUCUUCUGGAAGGGAAAAGCCACAAUACAUGUUACAGACUCAAGAGCGAGCAUCUCACAGUUCGAAAUCCAAAGCUUUGGGUUCUUCUCGCUGUGGCUUUUGCAACCGUUCGGGAGCUACCAACACAUGCACGUACUGUUCUAAAGUUUCCUGUGAUGCUUGCCUCAAUGCUUACUAUUAUGAUCCCUGUUGUCGAAAAAGUGAGGUUCACAGAUUCUUGCCAAACAAUCAAUUAAACUUCAAAUCAAAUCAGCUCUCGCACAUGGUUUAUAGAUAAUUUUCUUUUUUUUUAAAAAAAAUAUUUUUUCAGAAUCCUUUAUUUUGGGGCAAAAGGGCUAAAAACACAAAUAUGCUGAUAAGUAUUUUAGCAAACUUUUAAGAGAAGAGAAACAGAUAUGCCCUAUUAAUAGUGUAUACAGCAUAGGUGCCAAUCCUGAUGAUGUGGUUUUAUAAAUGUUUAUGGUCUAGUUGAUGCUGCUACUCUUUUUAGGCAACCUUUAGUUGCUUUUCCAUUUAAAUGAGGAAGAGAAGCACUUCUUUUUCUUUUUAUUUUUUUUUCAGAACCAGGCAAUCAAUUUACUUUCUUUUACAAAAAAAAAAUCAUAGCUGUUUCAUUGCUGUGUUUGCUUCAUUUAUGUAACAUAGCACCAGAAUAAUAACUAAAGGGCAACUUAAGAAUCAAGAACAUUUUUAGAUCAUUGUAAAAUUGUUUGAAGUUUAUACAAACCUUUCACACGUAUGUUUGCUCUUAGUUCAUCCCCUCCACACCCAUUUAAAAAAAAAAAAAAAAUGAAGUUUUACUUACAUUUCCUGGGUUCCAAUAGAGAAAUCAUGUAGAGAAGUCAUUUUGUGGACUUCCCAAGAUUCUCAUUCAUUCACCCUCCCUCCUCUCAUAACAUUAAAUUUUAAACCGAGUGUUUACUUUAUUGUCCACAUCGCCAAAAUAUCCUCUUGUUUGACUGUUCUAGUAUUCUAAGGCUAUCACUUUGUAUGUGUUAUAUUAUGCCUGGAGUGCUCUGUUUUCUAAUAAUCAAUGAUAAUUCUUCUGCACAUGUAUCAGAUUCUUAUUUUUACUGUAAAUAGUUAAUUUGGAAGUAGUUUAUUUUAAUAAAUAUAUUCAUAUGUGGUCUUUUGAAUAUGGGUAAGAUCAUGUAAUUGAAGUCUCUGGGUUAUUUUUUCAGGUAACAUUUUACUUUGUUCCUUCUUUGACCUGCAGCAUAUUAUCAUUGUUAUU